Messenger RNA from Tripterygium wilfordii, 2322 nucleotides. Its product is annotated as pentatricopeptide repeat-containing protein At4g16835, mitochondrial. Gene Ontology annotation, biological process: RNA modification. The transcript has a single exon. Lineage: Eukaryota; Viridiplantae; Streptophyta; Magnoliopsida; Celastrales; Celastraceae. The record is from RefSeq and is a predicted model, not a curated record. Gene Ontology annotation, molecular function: RNA binding; zinc ion binding; protein binding. The coding region runs from base 103 to 2133 and encodes 676 amino acids.
GCUGCAUCUUUGUGUACGUAUGUAUUAGUAAGACAAGAUACAUAAGAAAGCAACUGCUGGCUAAAGUACGAUGUCUGUAGUUGUUUGUUUUUCCAAACAACUAUGGCAUGUGUAUUAUUCAAGAAAAUAAGAGCGCCUGUAUUUUUUCACUCCUACAAGAUCCUCUCACAAAAAAGAACCCAAUUCCAACUUCUGUCUCUCUUUUCCUUAUCAAUCGGAAAUAUUCAUGCCAAUCCAAACGAAGAAUCAGUUCCCUCCUUCUCCUCCCGUCUUCUCUCGAAAACCCACUUGGUUCCUGUGAAUUUGGAGAAAUCAUCGCCUUGUGGUCGAAAUCCAUGUGGGGAGAUAAUCUCAUCAAACAAGACUAUCACUAGCUAUGUUAGAUCCGGAGAUCUAGACUCUGCCCUUCAAUUUUUCAAUGGCAUGGCCGUCAAAACUACGGUUACGUGGAACUCAAUUCUUACUGGGUACUCCAAAAGGCCUGGGAAAGUGACACAGGCCCGCGAGCUGUUUGACAAAAUACCUCAACCAGACACGGUGUCCUACAAUAUUAUGCUAUCUUGUUAUAUUCACAAUCAUGACAUUGAUAUUGCAUGGGAUUUUUUUCUUUUGAUUCCCAUUAAGGACAUAGCGUCUUGGAAUACCAUGAUUUCGGGGUAUGCCAGGAAGGGGAUGAUGGCCAAAGCACAUGAGUUGUUUUUUGAAAUGCCAGAGAAAAAUAGUGUUUCAUGGAGUGCAAUGAUUUCAGGUUAUGUGGAAUGUGGGAACUUGGACUCAGCCCUGGAGUUAUUUAAGGCUGCCCCAGUUAAAAGUGUGGUGGCAUGGACAGCAGUGAUUACUGGGUAUAUGAAGUUUGGGCUAGUUGAAUUGGCAGAGAAGCUGUUUUGGGAGAUGAAAGUAAAGAAUUUGGUCACUUGGAAUGCUAUGAUAGCUGGUUACAUUGACAACUGUAGAGCGGAAGAUGGCUUGAAGCUUUUUAAAGUGAUGCUAGGAUUUUGCAUCAGGCCUAAUCCAUCAAGCUUGAGCAGUGUUUUGCUGGGUUGCAGUCAAUUAUCUGCAUUGCAGCUGGGCAGACAAGUUCAUCAGCUAGUUUGUAAAUUUUCUAUAUGUGAUGAUACGACAGCCAGCACUUCAUUGAUUAGCAUGUAUUGUAAGUGUGGAGAUCUUGAGGAUGCUUGGAAAUUGUUCCUUGAGACUCCAGGAAAGGAUGUUGUCACUUGGAAUGCGAUGAUAUCUGGGUGUGCUCAACAUGGGGAAGGUGAGAAAGCUCUACAUUUGUUUGAAAAGAUGAGGGUAGAUGGUAUAAAACCAGAUUGGGUUACAUUUAUUGCGGUUUUGUUGGCUUGCAGCCAUGCAGGAUUGGUAGACCUUGGCAAGCGAUUAUUUGAUUCUAUGGUAAGGGAUUAUGGAGUUGAUGCCAAGCCUGAUCACUAUACGUGCCUGGUUGACCUUCUUGGCCGAGCUGGCAAGCUGAUUGAGGCUGUAGAUUUGAUAAAGAAAAUGCCUUUCAAUCCUCAUUCUGCCAUAUUCGGAACACUUUUGGGAGCAUGUCGGAUCCACAAAAACCUAGAAGUGGCAGAGUUUGCUGCCAAGAACUUGCUUAAACUGGAUCCAACGAGUGCAGCAUGUUAUGUUCAACUUGCUAAUGUUUAUGCAGCAAUGAAGAGAUGGGAUAAUGUCAGCGGCAUUCGGAGAUCAAUGAAAGACAAUAAGGUGAUAAAGACCCCAGGAUAUAGUUGGGUUGAGGUAAAAAGUGUGGUCCAUCAGUUCAGAUCUGGUGAUAGGAUGCACCCAGAACUGGCCUCUAUUUAUGAAAAACUAAGGGAAUUGGAAAAGAAAAUGAAGUUAGCAGGCUAUGUGCCAGAUCUCGACUUUGCAUUGCAUGACGUGGAAGGAGAACUGAAAGAGCAGCUGCUGUUAUCACACAGUGAGAAACUGGCCAUUGCUUUUGGGCUCAUGAAAGUGCCUUUAGGGACUCCAAUUCGCGUGUUCAAAAACUUGAGAGUAUGUGGGGAUUGCCAUCAUGCUACGAAGUAUAUAUCAGCAAUUGAAAAUAGGGAAAUCAUUGUCAGAGACACCACAAGGUUUCAUCACUUUAAGGACGGAAUUUGCUCUUGCAAAGAUUACUGGUAAUCUUGCUGAAAUGAAGUUCCAUGAGAACUAGUAAUGGUUUCUGCCAUCGCCAUCGAACGUCAUCAGAACUUGACAUGUAGGAAAAGGUUAAAUGAGGGUUGAGUCUUCAUCCAUCUUGUUUGAGUUGAUCGGCUGGCUGAAAAAUAUGGAGCACCUAGCAUUUCACAAUUACAUAAUCCUUUUCAGGAA